Molecule: messenger RNA, 3074 nt
Organism: Cephus cinctus (wheat stem sawfly)
Lineage: Eukaryota; Metazoa; Arthropoda; Insecta; Hymenoptera; Cephidae
Product: chromatin modification-related protein eaf-1
Exons: 11
Coding region: 393-2873 (826 amino acids)
Biological process (GO): negative regulation of DNA-templated transcription
Cellular component (GO): SWI/SNF complex
Molecular function (GO): nuclear receptor binding; nucleosomal DNA binding
Source: RefSeq, a predicted model, not a curated record
GCGUUAUGUUAUGUUAGAUGAAAAGUUCCAAAGUCCAGUGGCUUGCAGAGGACUCUUUCUGAAGAUAUUCUCAUUCAUCUACACUCAUGUAAAAGUAUAGUCUAUGGUGGUCUAUGGUUACAGAGGGAAUACGACGCUGGCAACCGUAGACGCUUUCGAUGCAUAUUUCCGGCGCUUUGUCGCCUGAAAAACGUGUCAUAUGUGUAAAGUUUUGUUCAAUCAAUUAUUUUGAUUAAAUUGCGUUCGAACACCAUAUACCUAGUCUGUGCGGGAGUUAAAGUAUUUCAUAGCUGGUAUUAAUUUCAUCCUUGCGACGCGGAAAGUAUCCUCCAUAAAAGACCACCUCAGCACUGCCGGUUCGUCACUACAUAUCUGUAGAAGCCAAAUCUAAUAUGGCCUUACCACAAAACUACAAGCAAGUGGCCAUAGCCUCGGCUAGCAUCGUUUCCACAAAUCAACGUUUGAGAGCUUCUGGAGGCAGUAGUGGCAGUUCCAGUUCAAACAAAGAUGCUCAGAGUCCAUUUGUACAAACACCCCAUGGACAUCCUGGCUUUACACCACAGAAAGUUGGAAAGAACACUGCUGCUGAUUCGCGAUUGCCUAAGCCACCUAAACCACCAGAAAAACCAUUGAUGCCAUACAUGAGAUAUAGUAGAAAAGUAUGGGACCAAGUAAAAGCCCAGAAUCCAGAAUUAAAAUUAUGGGAAAUUGGAAAAAUUAUUGGUCAAAUGUGGAGAGAUUUACCUGAAGAUGAAAAGACAGAAUUUGUUGAAGAAUAUGAAGCAGAAAAGGUCGAGUAUGAGAAGAGUCUCAAAACUUAUCAUAACUCUCCAGCUUAUCUAGCAUACAUUGCAGCAAAAAACCGUGGUAAAUCUGCAUUAUGUGCAGCACAGCAAAGUAAUGAUGACCGAGAAAGUCACGAACGUUCUUCUGGUAGUAGUAAAGGUCAAGCGGCUCAAGAUAGACGAAUUGAUAUUCUACCUGCCGAAGAUGAUGAUGAUCAAGAUGAUGGUUACUCCGUGAAGCACGUCGCUUUUUCUCGUUACACUCGCAACCAUCGCCUCAUUAAUGAAAUAUUUAGUGAUACAGUCGUUCCUGAUGUGCGAUCCGUUGUGACUACACAGAGAAUGCAGGUCUUGCGUCGCCAAGUGCAAUCGUUGACGAUGCACCAAAAAAAACUGGAGGCUGAACUUCAGCAGAUUGAGGAGAAAUUCGAGACGAAGAAACGCAAGUUCAUUGAAACGAGCGAAAUAUUUCAGGAGGAACUGAAAAAGCAUUGUAAGCCUGCAGUAGACGAAGAAACGUUCAACAGAAUGGUUGAACGUCAAUACGAAAUGCUUCGUCGUGACAGAAUAAAAGGUUCCGAGGAAAGUCGUUCGGAUGGACCAGCAUCUACUGAGUCUACGCCAAAUUCAACUCCUACGCCUACUCCAGCUCCUAUGAAUGAAGACACUGCUGCCGAAAUAUCUGAAAAUGAUUCUCUGGAUAAGAAAGCUGGAGAUGUUGAAAAAGUAGAGCCAAAGAAAGAAGCUUUAUCACCAUCAUAUAAUGAAGGGAAGACGGAACCUGCAUCGCAAGGAAAUCCGCCUCAGCAUACAAACAAUGCUGGACCGUAUCCGGGAAAUGUUAGCCCAAUUCAGCAGCAGCAACCGCAACAGCAAUCGCAACCUCCGCAGCAGCAACAACAACAACAACAACCACAACAACCAUCACCACAACAGUCACCCCAGCAACCGCACACAUCUCCUCAACAACAACAGCUGUCUCAACAGCAAACGGUUCCGCACCAAGCUCCUCAACAACAGCAGUCAGCACAUCAACCUAUGCAGCAGCAACCAUCGCCACAGCAAUCACAACAGUCAAUGCCAUCACAGCAGCAACAACAAACUCAUCCACCGCCACAACAAUCUCCACAACCACCUCAACUGCAGCAUCAACAUCCACAACCACAGCAUCAGCCACAACAUUCUUCACAACAUCCGCCACAACAACAGCAACAGCAUCCGCACCCACAACAUGCACACCAUCCGCAACAUCAGGCGCAGCAACAACAUCAACAAUCACAUCCACCACAACAGCCCCAUCAUCAUCCAACGCCCCAACAACAAUCUCAACCACCGCCAUCAGCACAACAGCAGGUACAGCAACAACCUCAACAAACACCACCACCACCACCACCAAUUCAGCAGCAACAACAACCACAACCUACAACUAUAGCAGCUGCCGCUGCUGCUGCUGCUGCCGCCGCCGCCGCAGCGGCAAGUGCGAAUGCUCCGCCAACUCAAACUGUAACAUCAGUAGCCGCUCCAAUGUCGCAUAAUCCCCCACAUUCACAACAAGCUAUGAUGCCCAAUCAUUCGAUGCCGUCUCACCAAGGUAGUCAAGGUCAGGUUAUUCCUCCUCAGGCACCUGCAGGUAAUCCUCAUGGUCCUAUGAUUCCACCUGGACAAGGAUAUCCACAGCAAUAUCAACCUCCUGGUAGUCAACAGGCACAGAAUGUUCCCCUUGCUCCACGACCUCCUCACCCUUCAUAUGGUUACUCUCAACAGCAACCGUACCACCAACCAUAUCCACAAUACCCACAUUCAUAUUAUCAUCAACCCUAUGCACAGUAUCCUCCUCACUCGAUGGCUCGUCCUCAUACCCAUGGUCCCCAUAGCCCCCAUAGCCCUCAUUACCAUCCUCAAUCUCCUCAUGGUGUCAGUGAAAGCAAUCCUGGUGCAAACGUAGUACCAGGAUCAGGCUCUGCUUCUGCAUCUGGUAAUGAACCAGGGAAUCCAUCAUACUCGCCAGCACCAGUGCACGUUGAUAAUGAACGUCCCUCUGAAAAUCAGAAUGAUGGACAGAACGAAGCUAAGUCUGGGUCUGGAUAACUCAUUAUUCGUCAAAUAUUGUAUUAAAUAAUUAAUCACGGUCUUCACUCCAAUUUGACCUAAAAAAAAUUUUUUCUUGUAAUACAAGUUUAUGCUUCUACUUGUAUCAAAAUACUACUUUAUAAGUAUGGCUGUAGAGUCUGUAAUGGAAUCAGCAUUGACAGGCAGACAAAAGAAAUAAAAUAAAGUGAUGAGACAUUA